Molecule: messenger RNA, 1375 nt
Organism: Nematolebias whitei (Rio pearlfish)
Lineage: Eukaryota; Metazoa; Chordata; Actinopteri; Cyprinodontiformes; Rivulidae
Gene: spp1
Product: secreted phosphoprotein 1
Exons: 8
Coding region: 118-1221 (367 amino acids)
Biological process (GO): cell adhesion; ossification
Source: RefSeq, a predicted model, not a curated record
AGCAGCAUCAUCGGGCAGCGAACACCACCGAAGAAAGGCCAGGAGAUAAAACUAAAGAUUUCUGCUGAAACCCUGCAGCUUCUGUCAACUGCAAACAAGGCACCAAACUAAGACACAAUGAAAGUGGCUGUUGUUUUUGUUCUGCUGUUUGCCACAGUCCUCUGCAGGCCGGCAAAGAAAAUUCCCGACAGCAGUUCUGACAGCUCGGAGGAGGUGGUGAGACGACCAGCAGCUCCAGCUGUCAGGAAACAGACGCUAGUGGCUCCAAAGUUUCGACCAUCACCUGUGCAGAAAGUUGUAGCAGCACCUGCAGCAGGAUCAGAUGAGAGCACAGAGACCUCAGAGGAAGACCAGGGGGUGGCACCAGUUAAAGAUCCAGUAAAGUUCAAAGCUGUUAGUGCAGAUCCAGAUCCACUGACAGAGUCUCCUCCUGUCAACACAGAGGACAGCGAUGAUGAUGAUGACAAUGAUGAUGAAGGCGAGGAGAGUGAAACAGAUGAAGAUGAAUCCAACGACAGCUCGGACUCUGAGUCGGGCGAGUCCUCCACCCUCGCACCCAGCACCCUCAGCCCCACCAUUGUCACCGUGGAGCCCCUACCUGUAACCACCAUGGAUACCAUCUUACCUACCAUCGUCACCGACACCGACACAGGUCGCGGUGACAGUUUGGGAGGAUACCCCAGCGACUACAAAUCCAUCAUGUAUGUGGAAGAGAAAUCCUACCACAAGCUCCCUGUUUCCUACAAGUCCUACGAGGUUGUCAGCGCAGGAAAGAAGACUGGCUACGACAUGACUGUGGACAACGAGGUGGAGAAGUUACCAAAGGUGUACAAGGCUUUCCAGAUCCAGUCUGACGUCCUGGAGGAGGACACCAGCACCCCAGAGGUGGAGAGUCAGGGCCUUGACGUCUCCUCGGGAACAUCUCAGGACCAGGAGAUCAGCCCCCGCCAGGUCUCCCUCCCACAAGAGGAGAGUGCCACCACUGAGAGCGAGAGCAGCAGCACCCCAGAGGAAGAGGAGGAGGAGAGUGCCAGCACCACCAGCGCCAGUGCCGAGUCCGACGACGAGGAGAGCCAGAGCAGCGAGGAGGCAACGGCCACGCACGGGGCUGCCGACAACUACUCAGAGGAGAGCGACAGCGCUGAGGGUGACUCAGAUGAGGAGGGGGCAGCAGGACCCGACAUCAACACUGCCAUGCCAGCACUCGUCACUGCCAAAUAAACCACAGAGAACACGGAGCUUCAUCCUGGUUCUAAGACCCCCUCCCCCACUCUCCUGAGGCCACCUCUGCUGCAGGGUCAAACAGGGAAAACCACAGCACAGUUCCUGGUCAUUCAGCCAUCAUUUAUAUGAUUAAUUUCUGCUUAUCUUUUAC